AAAAUGGAAACCCAAGUGACACAAGAUGGUGCAACACUGAGUUGGAGGAGGACGGCUACACUCCCUCCUUAUUAUUCCCUUAUUUUGUGGCUCCGCUUUAUUAUUCCGGUGUUAUUGGAGGUCCAGUAAAGCGCAUGACACUUGCUUCACCAGCUGGACGCAAGGAUGGCUUUCGUGAAAAUUCUUCCAGUACCUCGGUGGGGUUUGCUGGGCUAUUGCUUGAUCAAAACCGAUGUAAUACAGUUGGUGGAUCUAGAGUGUGUGUCAACGCAGGUGACCAUUCGUGGGUUUGUAGCACAAGUGAAUGCUAAACUAACAUACCAUAACUCCAGCUCCGAGGCCCUGCAGGUUCAUUACCGACUUCCAGUGGAUGAAAGUGCUGCUGUGUAUAAAUUUGAAGCUCGCUUGGAUGGACGAAUAAUUUACACACAGUGCAUGGAAAAGAAAAAGGCAGAAAAAGUGUACAAAGAGGCUGUGAGUGCUGGAAAAACAGCAGUGUUGGCUCGACAAGAUGAAAAUGCUUCAGAUGUGUUGCAUCUGAACCUUGGCAACCUCCCUGCAGGCUCAAAAGCUGAACUGACCAUCAGCCUUGUGAUGGAGCUGAAAGUACAGGUUGAUGGCGGAGUGAAGUUUGUGCUGCCAACAGUUCUCAACCCUCGGUAUAGCCCCUCAUUGAUUACAGAUGUCAGUGCUCCAGGUUUUGGCAGUGAUGUUCAUAUAGCAAGGAUAGUUACUGUACCCAAAGCAUAUGUCAUUGAUAUCAAGUGUGACAUAACAGGAGGUCACGAUAUAGGGCGAGUCAUCUCGCACACUGAUUCUCUCAAUGUCGCCAUUAGUGAUGAUCUCAAAUCUGCACAAGUAACACAGGAUGGGGGUUUCAAGAGUGAUCAUGACUGGAGUCUCCUGAUCUACUAUGCUAAUCCCUACAAGACUCACAUAAUCCGUGAAACUGGUGACCGCUCUACCACAGGACUAAUGAAAGAUGAUCUGAUUAUGCUCAAUCUUUUUCCUGAGGUUCCAUCCAAGAGUUAUUCCAACAAAAAUGAGAUCAUUUUUGUAAUUGAUCGUUCAGGAAGCAUGGGAGGUGAGAAGAUCCAGAGUGCUCGAGCAACACUGCUGCUCUUCCUCAAGAGUUUACCCAUCGGCUGCUUCUUCAACAUCAUCAGCUUUGGCAGUGAUUUCUGCUCACUUUUUCCUGCAGGAAGCUGUGAAUACAAUGAAGAGACCUUAGCAAGAGCUUGUGAACUGCAGAGAAAUUUAUAUGCUGACAUGGGAGGCACAGAGAUUCUUCGUCCUUUUCACAGCAUUUACUCUAAACCUCCAAAGCCUGGGUAUUCAAGACAAAUUCUCUUGAUAUCUGACGGUGAGGUGUGGAACGUAGAUCAGGUGACUCAACUGGUGGGCCGUCAUGUUCAUGAAACUCGGGUGUUUGCUGUGGGAAUUGGUGACGGAGCUUCCACGGCUCUCAUACAUGGAGUGGCCAGGGCUGGUAAAGGAUAUUCAGAAAUGGUUUUCCAACAAGAUAAACUUCAACAUAAGGUAAUGGGACUGGUGAACUCUAUGGUACAGGAGAGUGUACAGGACGUGAGGGUCACUUGUGAGGUGGAACCCACCAGCAGAGUUACACUCCUCCCCAAAGUUCCACCUGUUAUCUUCGGUGGUCAGCAUCUGGUGUUAUACACUAGGCUGCCUCCUACUACCACUGUGAAGGAAAUAAGCAUCAAGGGCAACAUUGGAUCAGCCGAGCUGAGUAUUAGCAUCCAGGGCAGUGACAUUGUCAUGGUUCAUGACACAGAGAUGAGUCUUCACCGCCUGGCAGCACGAGCACAGAUCAACCAGUGGCAGCUGGAUGAAGAAGAGGAUGUUGCAGACGACAUGAUUACUCUCAGCGUGUCUAGUGGCGUAGUGUCAAAAUUGACAGCACUGGUCGGUGUGGAUCAGGAGGGAAAUCAAAUUGAACAAAGUCACCUUAAAGAUAUUCAUACAUUUAUGAAUGCAAAUCUGGGCACCUCUUGGGGAACUGCACGCUCUGCAAUGUAUACUCCAGCUUGUGCUCAAAUGAUGUCUAGUCCUCCUCCAAGAGGGUGUCGGGUUGGUUUUUCAUUCCAAUUAGGUGGCUCUCAAAUUCCUGGUGUUAGUUUAUCAAGUCAGGGAGGUGGCCAACAAACUUUUGGUUUUGGUUCAUCAAGUCAGGGAGGUGGCUUUUUUGGUUCAUCAAGUCAGGGAGGUGGCCUUAUUGAUUCAUCACGUCAGGGAGGUGGCCAACAAACUUCUGGUUUUGGUUCAUCAGGUCAGGGAGGUGGCCUUUUUGGUUCAUCAAGUCAGGAAGGUGGAGUUUUUGGUUCAUCAAGUCAGGGAGGUGGCCAACAAACUUUUGGUUUUGGUUCAUCAAGUCAGGGAGGUGGCCAACAAACUUUUGAUUCAAAAAGUCAGGGAGAUGACCCUCUGCUUUUAAGUUUUAGUUCAAGCACUGGUGGCCCUCAGCCUUGUAGCUUUGGCUCAAGCAUGGGUAGCCCACAGACUAUAGGGUCAGAAAGUCAGGGAAGUGGCCCUCAGCCUUUUAGGUUUGGUUCAAACAUGGGUGGACUGCAGACUUUAGUGUCAGAAAAUCAGGGAAGUGGCCCUCAGGCUUUUAGGUUUGGUUCAAGCAUGGGUGGACUGCAGACUUUAGGGUCAGAAAAUCAGGGAAGUGGCCCUCAGGCUUUUAGGUUUGGUUCAAGCAUGGGUGACCCACAAACUUUAGUGUCAGAAAAUGAGAAAAAUGGCCCUCAAACUUUAGGUUCAAAAAGUCAAGGAAGUGGCCCUCAUGCUUUUAGUUUUGGCUCAACAAGUCAGGGAAGCAGCCCUCAAGGUUUUCGGUCACUAUCAGCAAAGAUGGCCUGCAAACGUUGA
Cherax quadricarinatus is the source of this 2892-nucleotide messenger RNA. Lineage: Eukaryota; Metazoa; Arthropoda; Malacostraca; Decapoda; Parastacidae. The record is from RefSeq and is a predicted model, not a curated record.